CUUCUUUGACGAAGGUUCCAGGAUGAAUGCAUGGCGUACACCCUUCUUUAGUUGAUGGUUGAAGGCUUGUUGAAAAUCUUUUACACGCCGAAUGAGUAAAGGGGUUGGUUCACCGUUGUUCUUUGCGAAGCGAUUCGUCCUAAUGUAUUGUGAGCGUUUAAACUGUUGAUGAAGGCUCGCCGUGCACUGUUCCUGAUUGUGUUCCAAUUCCACACUUGAUGCUGGGGCUCUGAAAAUAUCAACCUAUCUCACAGACGCAGUUUUAAUCUUUGGAUCCGAAAUGUCCAUGUCGAUAGAACAAGAGAAGCCUUAUGAAGAGCCAGCAAUCAGACUGUGUUUCAACGCAACUGUGUAUGCUCGCGUGGCUGUGGGGAUUCUUGGCGUGGCAAUACUGUGCCAUCUGGCCAGUACAGGGUCAUCGUACUGGAUAGCUGGGGAGCUGGACGGCCACGUGGUGUGGCAUGAAGGUCUAUGGCAGAGCUGUUACAUCAAACCGUUGGACACGUGGGUGUGCGUGUCGUAUGUGCUUGACCACCACAUCAACACUGUACCAGGUUGGUUCAAAGCUUCCCAGACUAUGGCGAUAUUGGCGAUAGUGUCCUCCGUCCCGGCAGCCAUGACGAUGUUGUUGUACGCGUUGCUGCCGACCCUAGGGGGGAGGAAGGUCGCCUCUGUCCUCUCCAUCGUUCUCUGUAUCACGUCAGGUGUGUUCGUAUUGACUGCCGUCAUCGUGUUCGCCACUCUCUAUCCCCUUCUUCCUGAUCACGCCACGCAAGACGUCUAUUUUCAUUGGUCAUUCGGCGUUGACGUCACAGCCGCCAUCUUGUUCUUCAUACCCCCUGCACUACUCAUCGUGGACAUGCGCAAAUCAUUGCUGUGGAUCGUCUAAAACAUUUCAUUGAUGAACUUGUGUCAUGCAUUUCCAAAUAAACCAUCUCAUAGUAAUAUCAAAAAA
Molecule: messenger RNA, 955 nt
Organism: Haliotis rubra (blacklip abalone)
Lineage: Eukaryota; Metazoa; Mollusca; Gastropoda; Lepetellida; Haliotidae
Exons: 3
Coding region: 281-889 (202 amino acids)
Cellular component (GO): plasma membrane
Source: RefSeq, a predicted model, not a curated record